This is a messenger RNA of Guillardia theta CCMP2712, 1071 nucleotides long. RefSeq lists its product as hypothetical. The transcript is spliced from 4 exons. The coding region runs from base 1 to 1071 and encodes 356 amino acids. The record is from RefSeq and is a predicted model, not a curated record. NCBI's taxonomy places the organism in Eukaryota, Cryptophyceae, Pyrenomonadales, Geminigeraceae.
AUGGCAGCAACGGCACGGGUCCAGAUAUCACUUCCUGCUCGUGGUGACCUCUUCCACAGCGUCUCGAACUGGACAAGGAUCUUCUGCCUACACUCGGGGAACUGGAGAGGGGCAGUAGCAUCGCUGGUGAAGAAUGAAGGAGACGUUACCAUAGGCUCGGUAGUGGAGCUGAGCGACGAACAAGUUUCCCUUCUCGACAAGUUUGAGGUUUCUUAUCACAAAGAGUCAAUGAGAGCGAUGGUCUACUCGCCAGACGGCAUCCCCGAGCACGAGCUUGACGUCUUCGCGUACGUGGCCGACAAGCCUUCCUGGAAGGGCCCCCCUAGCGAGCAGUACCUCGUUGCUAUCUACCGCCACCUCCGGGAGCACUGGAGGGCCCCGGGCCUUCACAUCCCCAUCAACAGGUGGGAGGAGGAGGCAGGACGGGUUCAGAACGUCUCCGACUGGACCCACCCGGGUAUCGACAAGCUGCAGCUCCCUUCCCUCUUCAUCGAGCUCAACACCCGCCUCCCCGAGCCUCUCGUCAUGCCGAGGUCCAUCCGAGUCCUCGAGGAAGCUCUUGCUCAAGACUCCUGCGUCUCCUCCACUGCCGAUCUCCACGACGCUCUUGCCGUCGACGCCAGGGCUGACCUGCUGCGCACCUUGAAGGAGGAAGGGGUGUGGAACCUUCGGGAGAUGCUUGGAAGGCAUCGUGUCUUCAUGUACGCCAACCCCGCUACGGGGCUCGGAGCAUGCAGCAUGUGCGGGCCAGCGACUACCGACGCGAACUUCCUCCUCGUCUCCGGUCCUGGUGGGCACCUGCUGGCGGCUCCUGCUCCCCAGCAGGGGGGAGCCGGGGAGCCGGUGGAGGGUCAAGUAAUGGUGAUGCCUCCCCAGGGGCUGGGGUUCGUCGACGAAAUCUACGCGAGGUGGGGAAUGAAACGGCAGAGGGUGAGGGUGGCGAAGAGGAAGGAGGAGGAGGAGGAGGAGGAGAAGUUUGCCUGGAUGUAUGUGCAUGAUCCGUUGGCCCUCCUGGGCCUCGUCCAGCAGGACCCCAGCAACUACAAGAUGAUUCCUGCGAGAUGGCAGUAG